Molecule: messenger RNA, 2656 nt
Organism: Exophiala viscosa
Lineage: Eukaryota; Fungi; Ascomycota; Eurotiomycetes; Chaetothyriales; Herpotrichiellaceae
Product: fungal-specific transcription factor domain-containing protein
Exons: 5
Coding region: 97-2361 (754 amino acids)
Biological process (GO): positive regulation of transcription by RNA polymerase II
Cellular component (GO): nucleus
Molecular function (GO): zinc ion binding; transcription cis-regulatory region binding; DNA-binding transcription factor activity, RNA polymerase II-specific
Source: RefSeq, a predicted model, not a curated record
CGAGAUCUUUCUGAUUCUCAAUCAUCGUCAGUUGCCCCUCUCUCUUUCGUGUAUCCCAGCUGCCCGAACACAUGUCCCAAGGUAUCCUAGCGCUUUAUGAUGAAUGCACAAGUUCAAGCCUGGCAAACAUCGAGCCACGAUGUGCUCGGCCCCGGCUCUUUGGAGCCUACGAUGGCGGCGAUGGAAUACCAAACACGUGCAGACCAAGGUUCUGCGAUGCAGCAACGGAGUUCCAACAACUACUCAACACGAGUAGCCUUGUGUUAUGGAUUGCCUCUGGCCAUGACCGGUGGCGAAUCGUCAGAGCCACCUAGGAAAAGACGCAAGGGUGGGAAGAUGUUCUCUGGCUGCGGUAACUGUCGUGUUAGGAAGAUCAAGUGUGAUCUUAGUGAACCAAACUGUCAGAACUGCGGAAAGUCUCGUCGAUACGUAUGCGACGGCUACAGAGGCACCAACGACUUGAGAAUGGCAGAUCAGGUCCCGAGAAGGAGCCCAUCGUCACUUCCUCCAUCGACCACUGAGCCUUCAAGACAGCCACCUCGAAAUGAUCCUGCCACUGCAGUCGCGUCUGAGCAAACAUGGAUGGGCCGAGACCUCGAUAGUCUUGACCAAAACCAAGCCCAACUCGCCGACCUCUUCAACAGCUUCAAUACACCUAUGUUAUGGCCAGAACUUGCCACAACCCCAGAUGUUAUAGGCGAGGAAGACUCAAACCUUGCUCUUCCCGCGGCAUUGUCACCAGCAACAGAUCCUCUGCUGCCGGACUACGAAGUAGAACAGCGGCAAGACCCUCAAAUAACGUCUGGCCGAAACGCAGGUGACCGCAAUGCCGAUGAAGCUGCACCUAGUCAGCCGACGCCAAAGCGGUGGAUACAAACGGACUUUUGGUCCACCAUGAACUACCAGUUGGGUGAUAUACCUUCAGUGACUGUGAUGCCGGAGAAGACCCUGAACGCGAUUCCAUCUCCAGUCACGACCGGCAGCGACUUAUCACAAACCGCUCGGCAGCUUCUGCAUCAUUACCGGACACAUGUUUGCGAAGUCAUGAUGCCGACUUCAGCACCAAAGCUCAACCCUUGGCUCCGACUCUAUCUUCCCCUUGCGACUCAUGAGCCAGAUUCGCCAUCCAGCCAGGCCCUGCUACAUGCAAUUCUCGCAGUGGCUGCCUACAACAAGGCCCAACUUACACCUGGUCAACGAGAAGUCCAUCGCGGCCAGGCCGUCGGUCAUCACCAGAAAGCCACUGCCAUGAUGAGCAAGAUCAUUGCAGCCAAGAAAGCGCGUUCGCAAGCAACCGUGGACACGCCAGAAAGCAAACACGCAUUACUUGCAGCUACAUUGACAUUGACUACGGUAGAGGUUUUCAGCGGCGCAGAUAAGGGAAGCGGAUAUGACUAUCUCCUGCUCUGCAGAACUGUCAUUGAAUUGACCGGAGGACAGAGCUGGUGGCUAUCGGACUCAGUGAGCAUGACAUUGCUGCAGAUUUUCCAAUGUCUCAAUAUCGUCGGCCGCAUAUCGGGCUAUUUUGAAGCACCACCAAGGACGGUCGACGAGCUUGAGCAAGACAGCUUUUCUGAGCCUGAAGAUGAUCCACCAGACGGGCGUCCCAUCGUUGGCCAUGAGCUGCUUCAGACAUCACAGAAAUACACCCCAGAGUAUACACUUGACAUCUCUUUCGGCAUCUCGAUCAAGACCUUAUCCUAUCUGCACAGGAUCAUUAUGUUGUCCAAGAUCAAAUCAACCCUUCGGUUAGGGCAGGACUGGCCGCUCCAUGCAAAGGAAGAGCUCACUAAGCUUGAACGCGAGAUGUUCACCGACAUGGAAAGUGCGUGUCUAGAUGCCUCUUCUUGCAACCAGGCGACAUUUGAAGGUGUCUCCCAGCUUGUGGCCAAUGAGAUCAAGGAGAACCAUAUGUUGGCCUUUCAUUACAGUACCGCCACGUUCUUCAGAAGAGCGAUCUGCGACGGGACCGCUGAUAUUGUGCCUGCGUUGGGCGGCGCGAUGAACCAGGAGCUUAUCGAACGUCCAAGUGGGCAAAGCCUUGUGUCCAAGGCUCUGGAGCAUCUCGAAAACAUCGACGCUCUUGCUGGCGACCUCGCAAUCGCCAACACACUGUGGCCAGGCUUUAUCGCAGCUGCGGAAGCCGUGGACUGGAAAUUACGGCGACGUGCAUUGAUGUGGUUUAGUCGGGCCAGGCGACAUGGCAUUGGAAACAUCACAAAAGCAAAAGCUCUCGUUCAAGAGAUCUGGCGUCGAGUCGACCGCUUGAUGUCCGAAGACCACGAACAACAUUUGGAACUGGGCCAAGUCGACUGGCGUGAGGUCAUGCAUGAUAUGGGCAUGUACAUCAUGCUUACAUGAGAGAGGCCGGGCCAAGCCUCGACACCUCAAUCGUUGGGUGUGUCGGGGGAGGUAUCGAACCUGACCCGCCCAUUGACAACGGUCAUCUUCCGGAUAGGAAUGUUGUUCAAUACACUUUUUGGAAACUCGACUUGAUAUGCCAAUGCCAGCCUACGGACAACCUAUAUCGACCAAUCAGACUGACGUGAGGACUUUGCCAAUGCCAGCCUACGGACAACCUAUAUCGACCAAUCAGACUGACGUGAGGACUUUGCCAAUGCAGCCUUAUCACGUUGCGAAGUUCAGGAGGCUAUCC